AUGGCCUCAGCUGGGAGCACUCUUCUCCUCUGGCUCCUCCUCUUGCUGCCGUCGGUUGCCAUUUCCACAGUUUCGAGCCGUGGCAUCCGUCUGGAGCUAAGUCACGCAGACACCCGCGGCGACUUCACGGGGACCGAGCGCAUCCGCCGCGCCGCCGAACGGAGCCACCGCCGCGUCAACGGCCUGCUUGACACCGGCAUCUCAUCCACUGCAACGCUCAAGGGCGACGGCAUUGAAGGAACGGCGUCAGUGCACGCGAGCACGGCGACGUACCUCGUCGACCUCGCCAUCGGCACGCCGCCGCUCGCGCUCACCGCCGUCCUCGACACGGGCAGCGACCUCAUCUGGACGCAGUGCGACGCGCCCUGCCGGAAGUGCUUCCCGCAGCCCGCGCCGCUGUACGCGCCGGCCAGGUCCGCCACCUACGCCAACGUGUCGUGCCGCUCCCCGCUCUGCGACGACCCGAGUUCGCGCUGCUCCGCGCCCGAGCGCGGCUGCCCGUACUACUUCUCCUACGGCGACGGCACGUCGACGGACGGCGUCCUCGCCACGGAAACGUUGACCUUCAAGUCUGGCGCCGCCUUGCACGGCAUCGCCUUCGGCUGCGGCACGGAGAACCACGGCAGCACGGACAACUCGUCUGGUCUGGUCGGCAUGGGGAGGGGGCCACUGUCGCUGGUGUCUCAGCUGGGCGUCACGAGGUUCUCCUACUGCUUCACGCCAUUCAAAGACAAGACAUCGAGCCCUCUCUUCCUCGGCCCGUCGGUGGUGGCCCUCUCGACCUCCGCCAAGUCCACGCCGUUCGCGCCAAACCCAUCCGGUGGCGGGCGCACGAGCUCCUACUACUACCUCAACCUGGAAGGGAUCACCGUCGGCGACACCCUGCUGCCGAUCGACCCCGCCGUGUUCCGGGUGUCCCCGAUGGGCGGCGGCGGGUUCAUCAUCGACUCCGGCACGACGUUCACGGCGCUGGAGGAGCGAGCGUUCGUGGUGCUGGCCCGCGCGUUCGCGACACGGGUGGGGCUCCCGCUGGCCAGCGGCGCGCACCUCGGGCUCAGCCUCUGCUUCGCCGCGCCGGAGGGGAGGACCGACGCCGUGGAGGUGCCGCGCCUGGUGUUCCACUUGGACGGCGCGGACAUGGCGCUUCCGAGGGAGAGCUACGUGGUGGAGGACCGGAGCGGCGGCGUGGCGUGCCUGGGGGUGGUGAGCAUGCGGGGGAUGUCGGUGCUGGGCAGCCUGCAGCAGCAGAGCAUGCACGUCCUCUACGAUCUCGAGGGGGGCGUCUUGUCGUUCGAGCAUGCAAAAUGCAGUGAUCUUUAG
This is a messenger RNA of Lolium rigidum, 1320 nucleotides long. Its product is annotated as aspartic proteinase nepenthesin-1-like. The transcript has a single exon. Bases 1 to 1320 code for a protein of 439 amino acids. Gene Ontology annotation, cellular component: extracellular region. NCBI's taxonomy places the organism in Eukaryota, Viridiplantae, Streptophyta, Magnoliopsida, Poales, Poaceae. The record is from RefSeq and is a predicted model, not a curated record. Gene Ontology annotation, molecular function: aspartic-type endopeptidase activity. Gene Ontology annotation, biological process: proteolysis.